Alternaria viburni is the source of this 1062-nucleotide messenger RNA. RefSeq lists its product as uncharacterized. The transcript has 3 exons. The coding region runs from base 1 to 1062 and encodes 353 amino acids. NCBI's taxonomy places the organism in Eukaryota, Fungi, Ascomycota, Dothideomycetes, Pleosporales, Pleosporaceae. The record is from RefSeq and is a predicted model, not a curated record. Gene Ontology annotation, molecular function: protein binding.
AUGGCGAAUCGAUCUCCGCAGCCAGGGCCUAAAGGCGAGAUCUCGAAACCGGAUCCUGCAAAAGCACUAGUCAGUGAGGCAUCGCUACCCAUCACGUCUUCAGGCCUGAGUGUACAGCCAGAGCAUGAGGGCCACGCGGCUGCCAAACGCGAAACAAGCAUGGACCAGAAGAUUUCAGAUACGGAGUUGCGUUCUCACGAAGCGCAACCGCGCAUGAUGGACCCUACAGAUCCAGUCAGAGAUCUAGCUCGCGUUGCGAAUUGCAACCCGGACAAACGCGACGGGAAGGAGGCUAUGCGAGCAGAUGGUGUGUCGUUCGAUGUCCAUUCGGGGUUCUUGGCUACUGGCUCGGAGGUAUUAGAGGAGUAUGCUUUUCCUGCCGAUGGUACACAAAGUCGCCCUACCUGGAAGUACGAGUUCGACGCACGAGUACACAGUCCUAUGAUGGUCGACCGCCUCUUGGAAUUUAUGUACACCGGAACAUAUCAACUCGAUAAGGGCGGACGAGCGACGCUUUUACAUCAUCCGACUAGCCUACCCAUCGGUAAGACUAAGGCCAGCUAUCCCAUGGAACUGGAGGGUCCGAUAGCCUUCCAUAUGAAGAUGUACAAAAUGGGCAAGACCUUACGGUAUCAAUCCUUGGUAGCGGUCGCGCAUACAAAGAUGGCAGAGCAUAUGCUCUUGAAGAUGCAGAUCGACGUGGGAAUGGCUAAAAUCCUCGUUAACUGGAUAUAUGGCUCAACUGAGAUGGCACAAGAUAUAGCUGAGCAGCCCAACGAUACUUUCGGGGAUGACAACCUGAAAGAACUGGUCGUAGCGUGUAUCCUGCGACACGUCCAUCAGAAGAUCUGGGAAGAGGAGGAAGUGGAAGGGCUCAAACACCAUGCUCGGGCAUAUCCCGCUUUGGAAGUGGAUUGGGAGCUUGCCGAAGAUGAGUACAAAGACGUGCUGAAGACGCGACCAGAAACUAAGAGGGCGGCGAAGAGGGCGAGACGAGGACAGCAACAUCAGCAGGAGGUUGCGAAGAUGCUCCAGCUCUCAGAGGGGCCUCACCAUCUGUAG